Amoebophrya sp. A120 is the source of this 6022-nucleotide messenger RNA. Lineage: Eukaryota; Dinophyceae; Syndiniales; Amoebophryaceae. The record is from the annotation of a GenBank genome assembly.
CCGGGCGGGGGCCCAUCUUCGGGUGGUGGUGGCAAUGAGGAAGCUAUGCACCUAGCUGCAGCCGCGGAGGAUUAUUUUCCUCCGUGUUUGAUUGUCGACGAAGAGCAGUUACCAGUGCAGUUUCUCUACGUCUUGUCGUUGAUUCCGAAGCCACUAUUGGAAACACUCUGUGCAGGAGGUGCAGAUGAUAAGUCGGACGAGGGUCGUUGUGUCGACUCACUCGAUCUCGUCGAUGAAGACAAUAUCGUAUCUUCUACCGAUCAUCUUCAUGACCAGGACCAGAUAUUACUAGCAGGGCCACCACUUUUAUUGCCUCCUGUUACUCAUCAUUCCGAAGCACUUGCACGACUUUUUCCGUCUCCUCCUGUCCUUCCCCUUCCGCUGAAACGGGUCAUCUGGAUAUUGAACAUCCGGCUGAAGCUCGUGUCCGAUGUUUUCUCCAUUUUGUCGGAGGUGAUGCAGAAGGAAAGCUAUUCGGACAUCUUCCGCUUUCUCGACCACGAUCAGGAUGGUAUUUUAACCAGGACGGACAUUCAAAACGCUCUGGGAAACGCGAAGACCAAGGACAACAAGCCGCUGUUUCGGGGGCAGAUGAAGAAACACGAGCUGAAGGAAAUCGAGGACAUUUUCGUUUCCGGGAACUGCUCGGUAGUGAAAAGUUUCGGAAGGGAAAGCUUCUUCGCGGAUAUAGUUGCUGCGGAUCAUCAUCACGGUGGUCCUCGUGGGGCCCCCGGACGAGCAGCGGUGGAUGAACGCGAGCUGCAGUCAGCUCGUGGUCUUGCUUUUGGAGGUCAGCACGACCAUAUUGAUUUUCCCACUUCUGCCGGUCCCGACCAGGCGGACUUCAAAUACCUCUUUCUCCAGGUGAACGCCUGGCAGGAGUACUGCUUUCACACGAACCAGCAGCUGUUUUUUAUCAACUGCAUCGAAUGUGUCUGGGUCAUCUGAAGUAGAGUGCGCUAUAUUUCUCAUGCACGUUUUGCAUAACCUUAACCCAUGACGUCUGUGAUGCAUGUUCUAGCAGCGCAGGUUUUUUGAGGGCUGUUCGAUGCCUAUGCUGCAAGAGAAAUGCCCUUUUCGCGCAGCAAAAACUGGACUCCUUUUGCUGCUCAUGCAAUACAGAUCAUGCUUUUCGAGUUCAAAGGGAGCGUGACCAGUUGCAGUCGCUCUCCUCCAGACCCAGACGUAUUUGCAUUGCAUAUUUCUGGACGACAUACAGUCUCUCGUUCGACGCUACGUCCGCGAGAAGCGACAGCGUCACUGCGGCCUGGCGCUGGCCUGGAUCAAGACGAAAGACCGAGCGGACUUGCGGAAACAGGACAAGACCUUGCAGAAGAUCUUGGAGCUCAUCGGCGAUAGCAGAUUGCUAUACGUAUGACAAUGCGCAACUCGACGUCCCCCUCCCCCUUAUUUGUCAUGCAAAAUAUCAAAUCAGCCCUACCUUUUUCCUCGCCCAACCCCCGGGGAGGGAAUCCUUGGCCUGUGGCGCUGGGUGCGGGUGUCCACUACAUGAUGACGAUGAAGCACUGCUUGCGUGGCAGGUUUCGGAUGCGCAAACAGAACUAGAAUCGGUCGCAAAUUAGUCAUACAAAAGCUGCAUUUAUGCCACCGCGUGUGUUGCUCUUGCUGCUUUUGCCCUUCAAAUGAGGUGGAGGGGGCGGGGUUCUUGUGCACUCUCAUAAUGCGCGACUCUAGUGCAGUACUUGACGAGCGUGCGGACCUUGGAGGAGGAGAACGACGCAACAGGUGCAGGUGCUGCUGACCAAGCUGCAACUGGUCCACUUCUCGAUGAUGACCAAGAAGGUCGUGUAGGUAGUACCGGAGCUGCUGGUGCCCCUACUGCCAGCCACGCAACAAGAAAGAAGAAUGGAGUUCAAGUUCUUGGAGAAGCCAUGUAUAAUAAUUCUUCGAGAAGUUCUGGUGCUUCACCACGACACGUCGGCCGCGAUUCAUCUUCACAAAAUCAACUUGAAGAUCCCGAAAUGUCAGAACCGGGCUUCACCCGCUGGCGACCAAAAACGAGUACGGACUUCGAGCCGUAUUUGUCUAUGUUGAGGAAUGACCUAUUGAUGAGUUUCGUCGACCGCAAAGUGCUCGAGCCGAGCUUAGAGGGCCGGUGGGUCGUGGAGUUGCUUCCAGCCCGGGAACUAGCGCCGCAGGUGGAUUACUACUGGCGGCAGGCAGUGCACACGUCGGCUGCGGGUGCGGGUACAACAACUGGCAUAGCUUCAGGCACAACGAUAUGGGACUGUCAACUGUUACAUUUUCGACUCCUGUUACAUGAGCUUGUAAUUGCACAAGUAUGAGCACACUUCUCCUGUAUUCGCAAUUGUGUGUUUCAACUUUUUAUAUCUUUUCUUCUCAAAGUCAAAAGUAGUCAAAGGGGGAAGUUGUACCCCUAGCAUUACAAGAUUCUUGUAACAAGAAACUCCGCACAGAUUUACUACGUGCUGUUUAGCCCCCCACCUUCGCAAGUUUGUCAUGCGAAGCAGCUUGAUCGUGUGGAUCGAUGACGAUGUUGGUAGUUUUGCAUGGUAAACCCAUGUAACAGCUGAGAGCGUUGUAACGUUUGGGAAUCCCAUAGACGACAACUCCAGGCGGAACUCUGUCGAAGACGAGCCACCCAAUGACACCCUCCUCCAGUGGCGGCCUCGACCGGAUUCUGUCCUUUGCCAUGGUCUUGACCCGCGACGGGCGAGCGCAGGUUUCUCUGAAGCAACGCGAUUUGUUGUUGCUCCUAGGUAUCAACAUGCAGGACAAUUCAACUGCAUCGCAAGCGUUGCACUACGAGGACAUGCUAGCUGCUGCGGCGGAGAGUAACGAGGAAAGGACGAGGGGCGGGAAAAAUUUUGCUGACAUCCAGCAAAAUAUUAACAGCAAUUGCUACCAUCUCACGUCCACAAAUUCUCAGUACAAGCAUUUUCAGCCGAUCAGCAAGAAGAAACUGCUGCAGGAGUUGGUUCCGUCUUCGAGCCUGAAGGUCCGGUGCCGAAACCCAAAUUUGACGACCAACGCUCAGUGGAAGUAUUACGUGCUGGACACGGCCGAGAAAAUCCGAGAAGUACAAAACAAAUUUUCGCAAAUCGAGUAUCGCCCCGUGAUUUACGACUUUUUCCUCGAGCUGGAUUACGCAAAGACCUUGCACACUUCGUUGAGUACUACAACUACGGUGAAAAAUGGUAAAAUUACAACUAGUACACCAAUAAAUAACAUGAUGCUGAACAAAGUCUGUCGCAACCUUCACCUCCGCUUUGAGAUGCAUGAAGACAUGAAGCUGAUGUACGGCACUUGGCGAAUCGCGGAGAGGGACGAAAAUCCGCUGCAAUUAUCAGCCGAGAUAAGAGCAACUGCAGCUCAGCAAACUGGCACAGGAACUACAACUACAGCGGGACCGGGCGUGGUCUCUCUUUCCCAACAGCAGCAGGUGGAUGUGAAAGAGUUAAAAUGGAACAGUUUGUGCUUUGCAAAACGAAAGUUGUUCUCAAACUUUGUGAAUGCGAAGACGAACGAAAUCUGGGACGAGCAGGCGUGUCUGAUUGAAACGUUGGACCGGCGGGUCAUCCCCCAGUGCGGACUCUUCGGCAUCAACUCGGACACCGAUGUCGAGUUGAGCCAACUUUUAGUGAAGCAGUUGAACAGCGGCAGCUACUCGGGUGGAGGAGGUGUUGCGAAUGCAAAUAGUAGCUCUAAUGUAACAACUGCUGGCGCAUCAUUAAGUGGCUACGAGUCGAAACUACUUCAAACCGCGUUUGUGCUUGCCGAUCCAAAUUUACACGUGAGUCUCGCGCGGGGCUUGUGCAGCGUGAGGCAAUGGAGCAUGCUGAAUUCUGGCGCUGCUGGUUCGACAACUACCGGCACUUCUUCUACUGCGUCGCAACAUCAAGAACUCUUGACCAACAAGAAAAACAAUAAAUCGCAAGAGCCUGUUGCUGGACUUUCUGUGCUUAUCAAAUCUCUCGCUGGGGUCGAGGAGCAAAACCAAAAGCCGCGCGGCGGCGAAGACCCGGGGGGUGGACCAAAAGGUGACCAAAAGAGCAUCUUCGACCGUAGCAAGACCCCACCACUCGGAAGCAAUGUGGGGCUCAUGCAAGGCAGAAAUGCAGGCAGUGGUCGAACAGAGAAAACGCCACGGCUGCUAAACUCAGAAGAUUUAAUGUUCGCUUCCAAAAAAGCAGCGGGAGCAAACAAAUCGCCCACCAAAAUUGCGGCUAAGCAGCAUCAUGACAAAGAAACCGAUCAGAAAGAGAAAGACGACGGCAACAGCCUCCCUGUACCAAAAAACAGUUGCGAGGCCGCGGAAUUCCUUUCACUGGCUUUGCUGUGGCUCGCAGCGCACGUCACUCAGCUGUACGAAAUCAGAGCGGCAAGAACGAUGACGACGACGAGUACAACUACUAAUCGCAGUGAAAUUGGUGGUAGUAGAGCACAAGAUUCAUCUCGCAAGCCCAACAAUUCCUCGACCAAGAAGGUUCCGCCUUUCGAGCAUUUCUUCGAAACCAUACUGUUAGUCCCGUCACAGCCGCCGUCCGUAGCAGGCCCCGCUAGAGGAACGGUAGGUGGAGGUCCAUCCUCUUCAGCGCGAACAAACAGCACACGGGCCGGUGGCUCUGGAUUUCUUCCUCCAAAUCCUCGACCAUCUUCGCAACAGUCCUCUGCUGGAGGUUCAGAACCGCAGCUGCAGCCAGUGUCUGUUGCGUUGCUGCGAUUGCCACGGCACGUGUUCAACCACUCCUGGGAAACGCCACAGAAACUCUUUCAAUCCGGCGGCACGAACGCGGAAGCCGAACUGGAAAGCGCUUUUUAUAACGAGGAAGACGACCUCCAGCACCUCGUGAACAAGCAAGGAUCUUCAAACCACGGAACAAAAAUUAAGGACAACAAUUCUACUUCUUGUCCUUCCCAUUCCGCCAAGCAAACCUUCGCCACCCUGUGUCUCCUCGCAUUCACGCUUCGCCACUUAUGCACUGCAAAAGUAUCGCUAUCGUACUCGUAGUCAUGAUUCCACGACCCUCGUCGCAUGACCAAUCUACUUUAGUGACUGAAUCAACAUUACAGAUUCCAUUUUUGUUUCUGAAAAAAAUCGUAAAUGCAAUUCCUACUAGUACUAUUCUAUGCUUUUGCAAUGCAUACCACUGCUGGGGCGCCGAUCACCUUUCGUUGCAGCCGACGUUACUGGAACUGAAGCCGGUGAUUGAAACUGGGUUGGAGAUGAGGAAAAUGGCGCCAGAAAAUUCUUGCGAAAGCAAUGGGGUGGUGAGAAACUUGGACAAAGAGGACUACGAGAAUCUGAUAUUAAACGAUGUUGAGCAGCAUCAUGCGGUUGCGGGGCUUGAUCAUCACAACGGACGAGGGGACGACACCAGCAAAAACAGUACAUCAAGUACAAGACCGUCAAAAAUCUCCUGGGCAGUCCAGUUGUGGCUGCAGACCGUUCUGAAUGUCUGCGGCUCCGAAGACCGAGCGACGAGGUUCAACGCGGACAUGCGAACAACGGUUCUAAAUUUUCUCUGCGAUACCGUGGUGCGCAAAUCGGUGUUCGGGUGCUUCAUCACGCUGUCGCUGUUGGCGAAGAUGUUUUUUAAACUGUCCAGCAAAACGAACUGGGCGAAGAAGAAAGACGCGGACUACCUGAAGAUCCUCGCGAAGACGGGGAGGAUACAGGAUGAACGCAAUGCGGAUGGUUUUUUUCACUUUCAAAAAUGGUUCGAAUCUAUUGUCGACGCGUACGACAGUCUGAAUUUGCAAAACGUGAGCAGCAACGCAGAUUUAAGAGAGGGGGAUGACCAUUUCAUGCACGAAGAGUGGUACUCCUGCGAGUUCCACGAACGGGCACCUCAUUGAAAUUGAUGUUAAACGAGAUCCGGCUGGCGCUGGUGGGGCUUCAUCUCCGAUUUCCAACCGUCCCCAACUGCAACGUCGUACUACUAUACAUGCAGAUAUAAGUUGUAGUAGUAGAUUGCAAUGAAUCAGAAUCGCAUUAGGACUACGACAAGCACAUGCGAGAAGAGCUGCCAUGACCUCC